This is a messenger RNA of Nicrophorus vespilloides, 566 nucleotides long. RefSeq names its product 40S ribosomal protein S17 (gene RpS17). Gene Ontology annotation, cellular component: ribosome. Gene Ontology annotation, molecular function: structural constituent of ribosome. Gene Ontology annotation, biological process: translation. The transcript has 2 exons. The coding region runs from base 111 to 506 and encodes 131 amino acids. Lineage: Eukaryota; Metazoa; Arthropoda; Insecta; Coleoptera; Silphidae. The record is from RefSeq and is a predicted model, not a curated record.
UUUAGUUUUUCAUGCUGGCGUCAAUAGGAAACGCACUGCACCAACCUCUUUCCGUGCGAAACUGUCGAAGACCACGUUUCUUGUCAGCACAUCAAGCUACAUAAACAACCAUGGGUCGUGUACGUACCAAGACUGUGAAGAAGGCUUCCAAGGUGAUUAUUGAGAAAUAUUACACCCGCCUUACGUUGGAUUUCCACACCAACAAACGCAUCUGCGAGGAGAUUGCCAUCAUCCCAACCAAACCCCUGAGGAACAAAAUCGCUGGUUUCGUCACCCAUUUGAUGAAACGUCUCCGUCACUCCCAAGUCAGAGGUAUCUCCAUCAAACUGCAAGAAGAGGAGCGUGAGAGACGCGACAACUACGUCCCAGAGGUAUCUGCUCUUGAGCAUGACAUCAUUGAAGUCGACCCAGAGACCAGAGAAAUGUUGAGGAUGUUGGAGUUCAACAACAUUAUGGGCUUGCAGCUUACGCAGCCAGCCACCAGCACAUUCAACAGGAGGUCUUAAGUUAUAGAUUAUCCGAUGUAUAACUAAUAUACAAGUUAAUAAACAACAAUUAUUUGGUAA